ACCUUGCGGCUGAGCUUGAUAUUGCUCUGAAUGGCCAUUGUAGGUCGUUAAGCUUUCCUCUUGUGAUCAUAGAAUCCAUGUCUGGAAUUGCAGCAAAGCAUCUCCGGAUGGAAGGCGAUCGUAAGGCAUGAGAGAAGGAAUCUGUCAAGCAUCUCCUGACACGCACAGAAUGCACCAUCCCAUGUGUUUACUAAAACAUGCACAUACAACAUGUCAUGGUUGGAUAUCAGCAUGAACCAUGAUGCCAAGACAUCGUGGGCAUGGAAGGGACGGCCGAUGCCAAGGUCUUGGUAGAGGACCUUGGGGGAAACAAGCCGUAUUCAUUCUCGGUGGUUCUGUCUCGUCUUGUCCAAUAUGAUUCAAUAUAAAGGCGGGUAUAGCGAUUGGAACCUUCUUGGCGGAGGAGACAGUCGUGCUUGGCACAGCUACCUUGGGGGUUAGCCCGCGAGGCUUCUCGGCGGAGGAGGAAAUCUCUGUCACAAAGCAAUAUUAGUAGCGCGCCGUUGUGUCGGAGAAAUCCGACUUUGGUGAAGUUUUCCAAGUAAUCGAAAUUACUGCCUGCUAAGCGAGUCAUCGCAUGGGGGCGACACCUUGUGAGAACGGAGGGAUAAAUAGUAAUUGAUCAAGAACUGAUUUCUCGGCCCAUCAUCCUCUCUUCAGUUGAACUUGCAACUGUGACAUCACAAAAACAUGGUCAAUAUGCUUCGGGGGUUGUUUGUGGCGUCUCUUGCAGCCAGCGUGGUGCAUGCGCAGUCCUAUUCGGGAUGUCACACACAUGGCAGCGUGGAAUACUGUUAUGGAGCCGAUGGUGAAGAGACCCCUAUCACUACACAUGCACAGGCGACGGCCACGUCUGUGUCAGCUACUACGACUUCGUCGGCACAGUCAUCCGCAGUGACGGGCUGUCAUAACCAUGGUAGCGACGUCUACUGCAUUAAUGGCGAAGGAAACGAAGUGCAGGUAUCGUUGACCGGAACUCCGACUGGGGAAUUGCCAGCACAGUAUACUGGUUGCCACUCCCAUGGUGGCACACAGUACUGCAUGGAUACAGACGGAAACGAUGUCCAGAUUCUGGAAGAGGGAGAAACCGGAGACGAACACAGUGAUAGCAGCGACUCCAGCAGUUCCUCCAGUGGCGAACAAAACUGUCAUUUCCAUGCCGGGGUUGAGCACUGUGUCGGUGCAGGUGAGUCGGAAGGUUCGAGCCAGCCGUCCUGCGGUGGCCAGAGUCGCGACUAUGAUAUGCCACUGCGCAUUGGAACGUUGUUCGUGAUCCUUGUUACCAGUGCCCUUGGGGUCUUCCUGCCGAUGUUGCUGGUCAAACUUCCGUUUCCCACGAUCAAUACUAUGGCAUCGACUGUUAUCAAGCAAUUUGGUACUGGUGUGAUCCUGUCCACCGCGUUCGUUCAUCUAUACACCCAUGCCAACCUUAUGUUCACGAACGAAUGUCUCGGCGAGCUAGACUACGAAGCCACCACAUCUGCCGUCGUGAUGGCUGGUAUCUUCCUUUCCUUCCUAACCGAAUACAUCGGCCAUCGCUUCAUCGCCGCUCGCGCAAGUAAAUCGGCCCCGGAGUGCUGCGAGGACACACCACCGAAUAAUGACUCCGCAACUCCGAAAGAAAACACAGCACAACGCACGAUGCAGCUCGCUCAGCUAAGCCACAGCCAUGGUACUGACGGUACCAGCCCGAACACGAAGCUAUCGGUCCUGGUGAUGGAAGCAGGUGUGAUUUUCCACAGUAUCCUGAUCGGUCUGACUCUGGUUGUCGCGGGCGACUCCUUUUACAAAACCCUGUUGGUGGUUAUCGUGUUUCAUCAGUUCUUCGAAGGUCUGGCCCUCGGAGCACGCAUUGCGUUGCUUCCGGGCCGCAUCUUCCCCAGUAAAGCCGUGAUGGCGGGUACUUUUGCGCUGAUUACCCCGAUCGGAAUGGCGAUCGGAAUGGGGGUGCUGCACUCAUUCAAUGGUAACGAGAGGAGCACCCUGAUCGCACUGGGAACCCUGGACGCUUUGUCGGCUGGUAUUCUGGUGUGGGUGGGUGUUGUGGAUAUGUGGGCGAGAGACUGGGUGAUGGAAGGAGGCGAGUUGCUGGAUGCGCCCUUGGUUAGAGUGUUGGUGGGGGGAGUGGCUUUGAUAGCCGGUAUGGUCCUGAUGGGUGUGUUGGGCAAGUGGGCCUAA
This is a messenger RNA of Aspergillus pseudotamarii, 2178 nucleotides long. It is a transcript of the gene zrfC, whose product is annotated as putative ZIP Zinc transporter. The record is from RefSeq and is a predicted model, not a curated record. The transcript has 4 exons. Gene Ontology annotation, biological process: zinc ion transmembrane transport. The coding region runs from base 691 to 2178 and encodes 495 amino acids. Gene Ontology annotation, cellular component: plasma membrane. Gene Ontology annotation, molecular function: zinc ion transmembrane transporter activity. Lineage: Eukaryota; Fungi; Ascomycota; Eurotiomycetes; Eurotiales; Aspergillaceae.